Messenger RNA from Aspergillus wentii DTO 134E9, 1006 nucleotides. RefSeq names its product 40S ribosomal protein eS8. The record is from RefSeq and is a predicted model, not a curated record. Gene Ontology annotation, biological process: maturation of SSU-rRNA from tricistronic rRNA transcript (SSU-rRNA, 5.8S rRNA, LSU-rRNA); translation. The transcript has 2 exons. Gene Ontology annotation, cellular component: ribosome; cytosolic small ribosomal subunit. NCBI's taxonomy places the organism in Eukaryota, Fungi, Ascomycota, Eurotiomycetes, Eurotiales, Aspergillaceae. The coding region runs from base 329 to 931 and encodes 200 amino acids. Gene Ontology annotation, molecular function: structural constituent of ribosome.
GGUUUUUUUCCAUCGUCUUCAAUUUUUCUGUUUUCGUGGUGCGUCGAGGGUCGGUUGUCGUUGCGCGGUGCGAGCCCACUAGUGGUCCAGAAACGAGAUCGGGAAAAGGCACAAAUCUUUCUUCUCUUACAAGCAGGGAUUUGCUUCUCUACGAUAUCGUCACCCGUUGCAGUUACUAUCAAUUCGACUUCUCUUCCUUCCAUCUUCGCUCCGGGAAAACAGAAGAAAGAAAAAUUGGAGGAGAUUGGACUAGAAGCCAUCUUCUUUCUACGAACAAACCCCAUCGCUAAUUCGCAUAUCACCGAAAGAAUAGUCAUAAUCCGCAAACAUGGGUAUCUCACGCGACUCCCGCCACAAGCGCUCGGCCACCGGUGCGAAGCGGUCUUUCUACCGCAAGAAGAGAGCGUUCGAGAAGGGUCGCCAGACCUCCAACACCCGUAUCGGCACCAAGAGAAUCCACCUGGUCCGCACCCGUGGUGGUAACCAGAAGUUCCGUGCUCUCCGUCUCGAGUCCGGUAACUUCUCGUGGGGUUCUGAGGGUAUCUCCCGCAAGACCCGUGUCAUCGUUGUGGCCUACCACCCCUCCAACAACGAACUGGUCCGCACCAACACCCUGACCAAGUCCGCCGUCGUCCAGAUCGAUGCCGCUCCUUUCAGACAAUGGUAUGAGGCUCACUACGGUCAGCCCAUCGGCCGCAGGCGCCAGCAGAAGACCGACGCUCCCGAGGAGAAGAAGAGCAACAGCGUUGUGAAGAAGCAGGCCGCCCGCUUCGCUGACCACGGCAAGGUUGAGGGCUCCAUCGAGAGACAGUUCGAGUCCGGUCGUCUGUACGCCGUCAUCGCCUCGCGCCCCGGCCAGAGCGGACGUGUUGAUGGAUACAUCUUGGAGGGUGAUGAGUUGGCUUUCUACCAGAAGGCUAUCAGAAAGUAAAAAAGGAAACCGUCAUGUAAAAGGGUGGUAUCGGAGUUUCAGCAAUUGUUUCCAGAAAAUUUUCAUGAUCUGGGC